Pseudophryne corroboree (corroboree frog) is the source of this 996-nucleotide messenger RNA. RefSeq names its product olfactory receptor 5AP2-like. Gene Ontology annotation, cellular component: membrane. Gene Ontology annotation, molecular function: G protein-coupled receptor activity; olfactory receptor activity; odorant binding. The record is from RefSeq and is a predicted model, not a curated record. The transcript has a single exon. Bases 1 to 996 code for a protein of 331 amino acids. Gene Ontology annotation, biological process: sensory perception of smell; G protein-coupled receptor signaling pathway. NCBI's taxonomy places the organism in Eukaryota, Metazoa, Chordata, Amphibia, Anura, Myobatrachidae.
AUGGAUGUUAAAAAUAAGUCAGAGGUGAAGGUCUUUGUGUUUACAGGACUAACUGACAAUGGUAAUCUUGCCCCAUUCCUCUUCAUACUCUUCAUAAACAUUUAUAUGGUGACCAUAAUGGCAAAUAUUGGAAUGAUGGCAAUUAUCUAUAGUAGCACAACCCUCCAUACUCCAAUGUACUUCUUCCUGAGCUAUCUCUCUCUGGUGGAUAUUUUUUACUCCUCAGCUAUAACUCCUAAGAUGAUACUUGACCUAAUUUCUGUAAGUAAGACCAUCUCAUUCAAUGGCUGUGCCCUACAGUUUUACUAUUUUGCUGCCCUAGCUUGCAGUGAGGCUCUUCUUCUCUCCAACAUGGCAUAUGACCGAUAUGUUGCUAUCUGCCACCCGCUCCACUAUGUGUCAAUAAUGACAAAGAAGAAAUGCUUAUCUCUGGUAUCCCUUGUCACUUCCAUUGGCUUCCUGCAGUCAGCAGUGCAGACCAACUGUGUGUUCAGUCUCAGGUUCUGCAGGUCAAACCUUAUAGACCAUUUCUAUUGUCACUCACCUUCAUUGCUCAGACUGUCCUGCUCAGACACGUUCUCCUGUGACAUGAUAACUGUGUUCAUUGUAGGUUCUUCUGGCACAAGUUGUUUGAUGAUAAUCCUGGUCUCAUACAUUCUCAUUAUUUAUUCAAUUUUACGGAUUAAAUCUGCAAAGGGCCGGCAGAAAGCAUUCAGCACCUGCUCCUCACAUCUCAUGUGCAUCUGCAUCUUCUUUGGUGCCAUUAUGUCCACUUAUCUACGCUCUGCAUCCAGUGCCUUUGAAAAACUAGACAAGGUGGCCUCUGUCCUUUAUUCUGUGGUGACCCCAAUGCUGAACCCACUGAUAUACAGCCUGAGGAACCAAGAGGUGAAACGGAUCAUUAUGCGAGCAGUGCACAAUUUUUCAUCUGUUGCUAUAACUUUGGCAAACUCUAGGCAUCCUGCUCGGUUUCUCCUAGUUAUAUUUAGACAAUAA